AUGGAAGAGGUAAACAAACGAAAUACUGAGAUAAAGAAUAGAUUUCUUAGUUUAUCCAACAACGUGGGAUUUGUAAGGGAACCAGUAUUUUAUUCUCAAUUUAAAAAGAUAAGAAAAGGGAGCAUUAAAAAGAGUAAAGUAGACAAUAAGUCAUUUCCAGUAUUUUCUGUUAGAUAUAAAGACUCAUUUAUUGAAUUGUCAGAGGAUAGAUUCGUUGCAAAGGGGUAUAAAGGAUGGAGUAGUGUUCUAUUAUCUCAUGGAUCUAGUUCUGGAUCAUGGUAUUUUGAGAUAACUAUAGGUAAUCCUGUCGAAUUAGAACCAUUUCUUGGAUAUCCAAUGAGUGUGACCAAAACUUGUAAACCUAGUAUUAGGGUUGGAUGGUCUUGCAGAUAUAGUAGAUACGAUGUUCCAGUAGGUACUAAUUCUUUUGGAUUUUCACUGAGUAGUUCAGACUGCAGCUGUUUCAAUAAUGGCAAAAAACGGUGUUUGCCUAAUUACAAGCCAUUAAACACAGGAGAUAUAGUUGGAUGCUUUAUUACUUUAAACAAUACUUCUUAUGAUUUGCCUGAUCCUUUAACAAGGCCUGAACUUCAUCCUUUUGUUGAAAUGGGUCUUUUAUGCAAUCCCGAUAAGCUGCCACCAAUAAUUAUUGAUAAAGGUUCAAAAGUACAAUUUUCUGUGAAUGGAAAAGUCCUGGAAACUAAUUAUACUGAUAUUCCUGCAGGUUUUUAUCACCCAGCCCUUUCUCUAUAUAUGGGGGCAACUGCAGUAAUUAAUAUUGGUCCAGAGUUUAAUUAUACUCCUAAUGUUCAUUUUCUCCCUAUUUGUAAAAUGCAACGUCCAUGUAUUGUUUAG
Messenger RNA from Cryptosporidium muris RN66, 855 nucleotides. RefSeq names its product SPRY domain-containing protein. Bases 1 to 855 code for a protein of 284 amino acids. Gene Ontology annotation, molecular function: transcription cis-regulatory region binding; protein binding. Gene Ontology annotation, cellular component: Set1C/COMPASS complex. Lineage: Eukaryota; Apicomplexa; Conoidasida; Eucoccidiorida; Cryptosporidiidae. The record is from RefSeq and is a predicted model, not a curated record. The transcript is spliced from 4 exons.